Molecule: messenger RNA, 2556 nt
Organism: Symbiodinium necroappetens
Lineage: Eukaryota; Dinophyceae; Suessiales; Symbiodiniaceae
Source: the annotation of a GenBank genome assembly
AUGUCGCUGCUGCUGGAGGAGGCGGAGCGCCGAUUUGAGGCCCGGCUGGCCCUGGCUCAGAGAGAGGCGGAGGCUCAGCUCAGGCAGAUCCAGGCAAAGGCCAAUGUGGCGGAGAUCGAGCUGCGCGUGCAGACGGAGCGAGCGCUGGCCCAGGCAAGGCUACAGGUGGACGAAGCUGAGAGGCGCGAGCAGGAAGCCUGUGCAGAGGCACGCGCUGCCGAGGCGCGCGCCGAUGCUGCGCGGCGCCAAGCCGAGGCCGAGCGCCACCGUGCCGAGGAGAUGAUAGCUUGCGAGCGUCAGGCAAAAGAGGUGGCCUUGCAGGACAUGGCAGAGCGAAUGGAGCGUCUCCAACAGGAUUCAGAUCGGCGCUGCCGGGCGAUGCAAGAAGCUGUCGACCGUGCGAAGGCAGAGGCCAGCCACGCAGUGGCAGAGUGUCAGCGGCUGACAGCUGGUGCACAGCAUCGUGCAGAGCGCAUCGCCAAAAAGUCGCAAGCAGAGGCUGACGACAAAACUCACGCGGCACGUGCCCAGAGUGCUGCGCAGACGGCACAGGCUCAGCGACUGCUGGCCCAGUGUCAGGCCGAGGCACAGGAGAGGACCGAGUGGGCUUUGGCGCGUGCCGAAGCGGCGAGGGCGCCGCUUGCCAGAAGAGCAUCGGAGAGCCAAUUGCUGAAGAAGCUGACCAACAGGAUUUCGGACUUCGAGUCGCAGGUCGCUUCGCAGAUCCAGACCUUGACGCAAGACGUGGACAAGAAGGUGUCCUUUAUGGGCUCCCGCAGACCUGGGGGCGAGGAGGUCCCGGGCGUGGAAAGCCUCGCCCGCGAUGUUGAUGCCGUGAAGUAUGAUGUUGGCGAGUUGAAGGACCUGCUAAAUGGAGCCAAGCACGACACUGACCAUGUGAAACGAAUAGUUCUCGCUUGCGAGAGAGACAUGGAGGAUUUUACAGCUGCGAUGGACGCUGUGAACGUCGACUUAGAUGAGAUGCGUGCCAGAGUCGACUCUACCCACUCCAUCAUCACCUCUCGUCAGCGGGUGGAGGCUACAGUCACAGCUGAGAUCUCGACCAUGCGCUUGGACAUGGGGGACAUGCAGGAGGCAUUGAAAGCGCACGACGCUUGGAUGGAGGACGUCUCACAAAGUCUACAGGAGGCACACGAGCGCUGCCAGCAGAUUGGUCUCGACAUAAACGAUGUAAAUCAGCAGAUGCAGGUGAAGCUGGAUGCCAAGACGGACAUCGUCAGCUGGAACGAUAUGAACGACGACAUUGAUGCUUCCAUCAGAACCGUCAGAGACAUGGCCUCUUCACUGCGCUUCGAGGUAGAUAACAGACGGCGCAGAGUCGACGAGGAACUUGCGCGUCUGCGGUCCGAGAUGACAUCGAUGGAUGAGAGGGUCAUGGCCAAGACUGGUGACAUUCAACGCCAAGCCGAUGAAAAGCACGCGGCCGUAUCUGGUCGGCUGGAGGAAGGUGCGCAGCACCGACGAGAGCUGGAGGCGACGCUGGGACGUCAUGCCGAGACGCACAACCUCAUACAGGGGCAGAUCAAUGGUCAACGGGACGAGCUUGACACGCGCUUGGGCUUCCUCGAGUCCUCCAUGAAGAAGCAGGGCGAGGAGCUCCAGAAGUCUGCGCAUGAUCGGAUGGAUGGUAUGGAGAGGCAUCAGUCGACGAUCGCGAAGGAAAGCGGAAAGCAUCUCAACGCACUGGACCUUCGCAUGGCGGCGCUACAAGGUGCCAGUGGUGAGUCUAAGCGUGACAUCAACAAGAUCCGGGACGAGGUCAACAGUCUAACGGUCAAAAGUGCAGCACACGAUGUGGAUAUUGCCAAGAACAGCGACGACUUGAGAAAGCUCGAACGACAAAAGGCAGAAGAUGGCCAGCGACAGAAGCAGGAGUUUGACGCAAUCUACGAUGAGCUUGACCAGAAAGUGGCUGAGAAGAGCUUCCAGCGCUUGGAGGACGAUGCGUCGAAGCUCACCCGUGGUGUUGUAAAGUUGUGCCAAGUCGUGGGAGUGUUCCCUGGGGCGCGGAUGAACGACGGCACUGAGGAAGAGCUUGAUGUCGACGUUGAGAUGCUGAACUGGGAGGACUGCGCGCAGAACCUCACGCUUCGAGUCGAGAAGACAUGGCGACAGCUUUAUUCGCAGAAGUACCGCAGCAUCUUGGACCUGGUGGGAAAGAAGGCAGACCACUCUGUGCUUCGCUUGCUACAAAUCUCUCAACAGCACAUCGAGAGCCAGCUCGACCGCGUGCGCCAUGAGAGAGAGCUCCUCAAAGAGGUGGUUGAGAGGAGAGCGCAGCAGCCCAUGCCCUUCCCGAUGCCCAUGAAGGACCCCAACACCGGCAUCACAAUGCCGCAAGGCUUGCCUGGCCUACCUUUCAACCCGGCUGCAGGUGGAUUUGCUCACCCAAUGGCCUUUCCUGGCAUGGUACCAGAUGCCGGCACCGCACCAGGCGCAGAGGCUCCGAAGCCUCCGGCAAAGCGUAUAGCUCGUCCACCGGCAGUACAAGGGCAGGCGCCGUCCGUGAAGGCUGCACCCACUCCGCGGGAGUGA